Messenger RNA from Strongyloides ratti, 1116 nucleotides. RefSeq names its product Nematode cuticle collagen, N-terminal domain and Collagen triple helix repeat-containing protein. The transcript has a single exon. Lineage: Eukaryota; Metazoa; Nematoda; Chromadorea; Rhabditida; Strongyloididae. The record is from RefSeq and is a predicted model, not a curated record. Gene Ontology annotation, molecular function: structural constituent of cuticle. The coding region runs from base 1 to 1116 and encodes 371 amino acids.
AUGAGUAUCAAAUUAGCCUUCAUUGCUGCUAGUGCCAUUGGUUUAUUUGCACUUCUAUCAUGUUUUCUUAUUGUUCCAAUGAUUUUCAAUGACAUUCAAUCAUUGAAAAUGGAACUUGAAGAUGAAAUGUCUACUUUCAGAACUCAAUCAUCUGAUCUUUGGAAGGAAAUGGUUAAUCUUGGUGGUAAACGUAAUCGUCGUCAAGCCAAUUAUUAUGCUCCACCAACACCAACUUCAUACAAUGGUCCUUCUGGAAAAUCAUCACACUUCCCAGGCCCAAUGGGACCAGGAGGACUUAAUCCACAAGGAGGAUCAACUGACUUUGGACCUGUUCCAACACUUCCAAAUGGACAACCAGGAGCUACUCCACAAAAUGGAAUUGUUGGUGUUCCACCAGCUUUCAAUAGCGGUGGUGCUCCAUCUGUAAACCCAUCUGGAAAUUCACAAUGUCAAUGUGCUAAUGUUGAAAACAAAUGUCCAGCCGGACCACCAGGACCAAAAGGAGAAGCUGGUUUGGAUGGAGAACCAGGAGCACCAGGUACUGAUGGAAAAGAUGGAGAUGAUGCUGAAGAUGUUCAAGCUCAACAUCAACAAUAUGGAGCAUGCUUCAACUGUCCAGCUGGACCACAAGGACCACAAGGUCCACAGGGACGUCCAGGUGCUAGAGGUAUGAGAGGAGCUCGUGGUCAACCAGGAAUGCCAGGACGUGAUGGUCAACCAGGUAUGCCAGGAUCUAUGGGACCAACUGGACCAGUUGGACAAGCAGGAGAACCAGGACCACAAGGACCACCAGGAGAUGAUGUUGAAAGACAAGUUGGACGUAAAGGACCAAGAGGAGAACGUGGACAAGUUGGACCAGUUGGACCUGAAGGAGACGAAGGAACCGUUGGUGAACCAGGAAUGAUGGGAACACAAGGAGAAAGAGGUCCACAAGGACCACCAGGAAAGAAUGGAGAAGAUGGACAACCAGGUGAACCAGGUGAAGAAGGUGAGCCAGGUCAAGAUGCCGAAUACUGUAGCUGCCCACAAAGAUCUGGCAACUCUCCAGUUGAAAGCGGUUAUUCUAAUGAACCAUCAGCACCAUCUAGACAAUCUGGAUACAGAAGAAGAACUUAA